CACGAGUAGAUGCAUGACACACAGGCCGGAGAUAUGUGGACCGCGAGGCUGCUUGUCUGCUACCUGCACUGUGUAUAUGCAACUAGUGUCAACAUAUCCACGGAGACAAAACACAUCUUUAUAAACGAGGAGGAAAACAACUGGUGGGAUGCUCGGAAAAACUGUAAGAUGGCGUUGAAGAGAGAUCUGUAUAUUUCUGACACAGAAUUCCUCCCUCCAGUCAUGGAAAACUCUCUACACAACAACACUUCCUACUGGGUAGGAGCCAUGAGGUAUUCAACAUGGAUAUGGACAGAAGAUGGUACCCCACUCUACAACUAUGAUGGGUACAGUGCAUCACCCACAACGAGCCCAAACAAUGUGUCCAGUAACUCUGUUUACGGAUGUCAACUUCAUUGUAAAACCAACCGCACAGUGGGCCUGAGCGGGGAAAAGUGUUAUUGUCUCGGAAAUUCGUACAACGUCACAAAGACGAGUGCAAGAUGGAUGCAGUGUCCGGGCAACCCAGAUGAAAUAUGUGGCGACGACGCUGGGAUGUCAGUCUAUACACGUGGUACUGGAAACGUUGGAUUUAAACCCUCGAAGGAUGGCCGAUGUGCUUAUGGAGUGAAAAUGAAUAAUACAGUUUCAAUAGAACUAGACUAUUACUACGCUUGUAUAGAUUAUAAGCGAAGAUUUGCAUAUUAUUCCCACAAUACUCCCCAGGCAAACUGUAGUGGGGGCGUGUGCGUGUCCUCAUCAGCGGAAAGACAGACAUGGACACAUGCUCAUUACUCAAAUGAUUUGAUCAGACUCAACGAUUCCACUGCAAGAGAGAUCCAAAAUAUUAAAGGACCAACUGAUUACUUUUGGAUUGGGCUUGUAUUGAAAGUCUCAAGGAAAUACGUCGAUGGACAAGAGGCCAAUGGAAAUGAGGAUUACAUCUUCCUUCCGUUCGUUGUUUCACAAAUAUCGACAUGCCAAGCUUUGAAAAAAGAUGGCGUCUGGAAACCAUACUGGCUACCCUGCCAUUUUCGCCUUGCCUCUGUUUGUGAAGUUUCCAGGGCUGAUCCCUCUCAUCCCACCACAGACAGUCCGUCAGCUCUUGAUAUUCAGAAGGGUGUAAGCAUAGGGCUGGCUGCAGGAUGUGUGGUUUUCUUCCUGGUAGUCGUGACUCUUGUAUUUCUUCUGCAAAGACAACGCAAACUCCAUUUGGAUAGAAGAGAUACGAAUCAACAGGUGAACUUCAACCCGCCAACAGAAAACACGAUCUACGACGGUCUCGAUGUUCCGAGAGACAAUGGCGCAUAUUCUGUUAUAACCCCAGACACAAUUGACGGGAAGCCUUUCACUCCCCCUGUUCCAACGGCGACAGUAAACCCCAAUGCUCACACUGAGAAAUUCUACGUGAACCAUCCUGAGACUGAUGUUGAGAAGGUGUCCAAUUCUCUCUCAACGCCCAGUAAACAACACACCGACAUGCCAGGAGGAAAGCCCUACAUGCAUCUCUCCGGACCCGACUACGACACAGCAGAAUGUAUUCUACAGUACAGAAGCGGAGAUGGAAGGGACACUGGACUGGACAAAUCUGCAGGAGGUUCUGGUGUAGCCAACUCCGACGAGGGUGUUCAGUACCACACCUUCGAGAAGUGCAGCUCCACGGGAGGGGAUAAAAGUGAUGCUGGUUUGUAUGACCCCACGGAAGCUGCAGAGGGAAACUACGACACCCCACAGCAAGGGGAGAACGCCAGAAAAGUAAAUGACUCGUACAGUCACAUUGGCGCGAUAGACAAGGUGUUUGAAGAAGGUGACUAUGAUGUCGCUAGUGCUGGGCCUGAUGUGAUCAGGUUGGAUGACACCUACAACCAUACGUAUGAGACCACAUGUAAGGCCACUGAUGAGUAUAACACAUGAUCUGUCGUCAGAGAUAAUUGAAAUCGUGGUAAUGAUAUAUUUGUUGCAGAGAUCCGGAUAGUAUAGGUAGUAGUGUCUGGUCGUACAAAGGGAAGUACUUCUAGGACAUGAGAAAUGUAACUGUACAUAACAUGGGGUUAUCUUUCAAGUGUUGCUGGAUGAAAACUAGUUUGAAGCAAAAGUCUCUCUUUAUAGAUCAAAGAACCACAUCUUGGCGGAUAUUAUGUAACAAUUAUGAAAUAAAUUAAAGUAAGUACUUCUAAGUUAAAGAGUGGUUAAAAAUGUAUUAGUGAUGCAGUUUAACAUUGAAGAGUGUGAGGUG
This is a messenger RNA of Haliotis rufescens (red abalone), 2215 nucleotides long. RefSeq lists its product as uncharacterized. Bases 10 to 1893 code for a protein of 627 amino acids. NCBI's taxonomy places the organism in Eukaryota, Metazoa, Mollusca, Gastropoda, Lepetellida, Haliotidae. The record is from RefSeq and is a predicted model, not a curated record. The transcript has 10 exons.